GUUUUUAAGGACAAAAAAAAUAUAUUUUCUUCCUAUUUUUCAUGACCACCGCCGAGUUUUUGAAACCCGUGCCUCCACCCAAAAUAUAGAGAAGUGGCCAUUGAAGAAAUGGAGCUACGGCAGGUCUCGGAGUGCUUCGUGAAACCAGAAUUAGAAUGGCUUCCCCAAGAAUCAAAGCAGUCCUAUCAUUUGAGCCCUUUGGAUCUUCCCAUGCUUUCCACUCACUAUAUCCAGAAGGGCCUCCUCUUUCACAAACCUCCCCAAACUUCUAUCCCCAAUUUUCUUCAACGCCUCAAAAACUCCCUCUCCGCCGCUCUGGUUCAUUUCUACCCACUUUCCGGCCGCCUAUCUACCAUCACAAACCACCAUCAUCAUCUUCAACCUUCAAUCUCCAUUUACGUCGACUGCGUUAACAGCCCCGGAGCCAAGUUCAUCCACGCCGCCAUCGACAUCACUAUUUCUGAUGUUCUGUCCCCUGUUGACGUGCCUUCAGUGGUCCACUCUUUCUUUGACCACCACAAAGCUGUCAACUACGAUGGCCAUUCCAUGCCUUUGCUGUCCGUUCAAGUAACGGAAUUACUCGACGGAGUCUUCAUCGGCUGUUCCUUCAACCAUGCCAUUGGCGACGGAACCUCUUACUGGAAUUUCUUCAACACAUGGUCUGAUAUUUUUCAGUCACCUUCAAACCACACUUCGAUUUCACGUCCCCCUGUUCUCGAGCGGUGGUUUCCCGAUGGGUAUGGUCCAAUCAUCGAUCUCCCUUUUACCCAUCCCGACCAAUUUAUCAGCAGAUACGAAGCGCCUCAACUUCGAGAGAGAGUAUUCUACUUUUCAGCAGAAUCAAUUGCGAAAUUGAAAGCAAAAGCUAAUGCAGAGUACGGCACCAAAGGAACAAUCUCCUCCUUCCAAUCCUUAUCUGCACUUGUAUGGCAAUCCAUAACACGAGCUCGUCGAAUACCAGAGGAACAACGCACAAUUUGUAUGUUGGCGGCGAAUAACAGAGCAAAAUUAGAACCAUCCUUGUCUGGAAAUUACUUCGGCAACGUGGUUACAGCACUGAAAGCGGAUGCAGAAGCAGGGGAAUUGGUUGGUAAAGACCUUGGUUGGGCAGCGUGGAAGUUGCACGAUGCUGUGGUGAACAACCCGAGCAAAAAAUUCAGCGAGUCAGUUGAGCAAUGGUUGCAAUCUCCUUAUACCGUUCAGACCAGUCGAUUAUUUGAUCCGAAUAGUGUGAUGAUAGGGAGCUCGCCAAGGUUCAACAAGUAUGGGAAUGAGUUUGGAAUGGGAAAAGCAGUGGCAUUGCGGAGCGGAUAUGCCAAUAAAUUCGACGGCAAGGUUUCUUCGUAUCCUGGACAUGAGGGAGGAGGAAGUGUAGACUUAGAGAUUUGUCUGCUCCCACAAAAUAUGGCGAAUCUCGAGUCUGAUUUUGAGUUUAUGAACGUUGUCUCUUCCUCCACUUGAAUUAUAAUUCUCUCCAGACAAAAUAACCAACAACUUGUGUGUGGUUCAAGAUAAUGGUUUGAUUCUGCUUCUAAUAAAUGUUAAACGAGAAUUGAGUAUAGUGUUAUGGUAUUUAAUUUUAUGUUAUUUACUCUAUGUUUAUUUUUUAAAUGGAUGAGUCUAUGGAGCCAUUUAGCA
This is a messenger RNA of Benincasa hispida (wax gourd), 1638 nucleotides long. Its product is annotated as putative acetyltransferase At3g50280. NCBI's taxonomy places the organism in Eukaryota, Viridiplantae, Streptophyta, Magnoliopsida, Cucurbitales, Cucurbitaceae. The record is from RefSeq and is a predicted model, not a curated record.